Molecule: messenger RNA, 2148 nt
Organism: Andrographis paniculata
Lineage: Eukaryota; Viridiplantae; Streptophyta; Magnoliopsida; Lamiales; Acanthaceae
Product: probable carotenoid cleavage dioxygenase 4, chloroplastic
Exons: 2
Coding region: 251-2035 (594 amino acids)
Biological process (GO): carotene catabolic process
Cellular component (GO): chloroplast stroma
Molecular function (GO): carotenoid dioxygenase activity
Source: RefSeq, a predicted model, not a curated record
CCAAGUAACCAAACAAAUAUUCAAAGUGAAGAAACAUAUGUUACAUAAAUCUGAAAAAAAUCUUACCUUAGCCUACUAUUUAAGUAAUAAUCCAUAUGUUACAUAAAUCUGAAAAUAAAUAAAUAAAUAAAUAGUACGAACAUAAACUGAAGAACAGUUAAACACAUGUUAAACCACAUGAGCCGUACUAUAAAUACAACAUAAACACAGACAUUAAUUGCAUAUUUAGACACACAUCUAAGCACGAAAAAUGAUGUACGUAGUUUCUUCCUCUUCUUCAUCCCCUCCAAUCAGUUUUCCGCCAUUGCCGAAACCUAGAAACCCUCAGAUUCCAACUAAUUUAACUGCUCAGACAUCCUCGUCUUCUUCCUACCAAUCAAACAUCAAUGGCGCCGCCAUUGAUGCUACUGCUGCUGCUGUCAUAAGAACCUCUACCGCUCUGACAAAGCACUCUCUGCUCACCACAAUCUUCAAAUCCAUGGACGACCUUAUCUGCACCUUCAUGGACGCCUCGCCGCUGCCGCCGUCGAUCGACCCCCGCCGCGUCCUGUCGGGGAAUUUUGCGCCGGUCGGAGAGCUUCCGCCGACGCCGUGCCGAGUGGCGGACGGCGGCGCUCUACCGGCGGCUCUCGACGGCGCGUACAUCCGCAACGGGCCGAAUCCUCAGUUCGUUCCGGCGACCGGACCGUACCAUUUGUUCGACGGCGACGGGAUGCUUCACUGCGUCAGAAUUUCCGACGGAACGGCGACGUUUUGUAGCCGUUAUGUACGGACGCAUAAAUUCGUGGUGGAGAUGGAGCUAGGGCACCCUAUAUUGCCGAGCCCGUUCUCGUCUUUCAACGGGCUUUGGGCCUCCUUGGCCCGAUCCGCGAUGGCGGUGGCCCGAGCCGCCGCCGGUUUUUUCGAUCCGCGGCGAACCGGGUUCGGUACGGCGAACACGAGCUUGGCUUUGAUUGGCGGGAGGCUUUUCGCGCUGUGUGAGACGGACCUUCCGUACGCCGUGAAAGUGACGCCGGCUGGGGAUAUUGUCACCGGCGGCCGGCAGGGUUUCGAUUCCGGCGCCGGAGAUCCGCCGUUGAGGAUGACCGCCCACCCGAAGACGGAUCCGGCGACGAGAGAGACUUUCGCCUUCAGCUGCGACAUAUUUCCGCCGUUUCUGACAUUUUUCAAAAUCGAUUCGCGGCGGAGUAAGCUCGCCGUCGCCGCCGGCGGCGGCUGCGGCGUGGCGAUUUCCACGGCGGGGCCGUCGUUCGUGCACGAUUUCGCGGUGACGGAAAGGUUUAUCGUGUUCGAGGAUAUUCAGGUGGUGGUGAGGGCGGCGGAGAUCGUGAGGGGGAGGUCGCCGGUGGUGUACGACGGCGGGAAGAGGCCGCGCGUCGGAAUUCUGCCGCGGCGGGCGGAGGACGAGAGGGAGCUGGUGUGGGUGGAGGCGCCGGGAUUCAAUAUGAUGCACGUGAUAAACGCGUGGGACGAGGAUUCCGGCGGGAGAGUAGUGGUGGUGGCGCCGAACGUUUUGUCGAUCGAGGACGGUCUGGAGAGGAUAAGUUCGUUCCGGUCGGUGGUGGAAAGAGUCGCCAUUGAUGUACGGACAAAGGAGGUUGUGGGAAGACAGGCGUUGUGUCCGAAGAUGAAUUUGGAGUUUGGAGUCAUCAAUCCGGCUUACGCCGGAAAGCAAAAUCGAUACGUAUACGCUGCAAUAAUAGAAGAAAUGCCAAAGGCAGCUGGAAUAGUGAAGCUCGAUUUGCAGUCCCCGACGACGUGGCCGGACUGCACGGUGGCUAGCCGGGUGUACGGUCCAGGGUGCUAUGGGGGCGAGCCCCAAUUCGUGGCGAGGGAUCCUGAAACUCCGGGAGCGGCGGAGGACGACGGGUACUUAGUGACAUAUAUGCACGAUGAACACCGGGAAGAGUCGUGGUUGUUAAUAAUGGACGCAAAAAGUGAGGAUUUAGACAUUGUUGCUAAGGUAAGGUUGCCCGGAAGAGUGCCUUAUGGCUUCCAUGGAUUGUUUGUUAAGGAAAGUUAUCUAAUUAAUUAAUUAAUUAUUUGAGUUUGAUAUUAAAAUAAUAUUUGAUGAAAUAUUAUGUAAAAGAAAAAAUAUAUAUAAUUAUGAGAAAUACAAAGUCCCGUAGAGUACUAAAAAUAAAAUUU